GCGAGGGGGUGGGUGGAGAAGGCGGCUUAACUCGCCGGCUCCUCUGCCCUCUCCCCCACACUUAUCCAUGCGCGCGUCGCAACCGGCGGCACUCCGCAGCUGCCGGCUGAUGAUGAUGAUGAUGCCGCCGCUGCUGCUUCUCGUGCUGCUGCUGCUGCCAGGGCUGGGAGUCGCUUGUCCGAGCCGGUGCCUCUGUUUCCGCACCACGGUUCGCUGCAUGCAUCUCAUGCUGGACACCGUCCCACGCGUGGCUCCGCAGACGACGAUACUGGACCUGAGGUUCAACAGAAUCCGAGAAAUUCCCCCAGGAGCGUUCAAGAAGUUAAAAAACCUCAAUACACUAUUACUGAAUAACAACCACAUCAAGCGGAUUCCGAGGCGAGCGUUUGAAGACCUGGAAAGCCUCAAAUAUCUCUAUCUGUACAAGAAUGAGAUCCAGUCAAUUGACAGGCACGCGUUUAAAGGGCUUGUGUCUCUUGAGCAACUGUACAUUCACUUCAACCACAUAGAAGUCUUGGAGCCCAACACAUUUGUUGAUCUACCCAAGCUCGAGAGACUAUUUCUGCACAACAACAGGUUAUCGCGGAUCGCGACGGGGACCUUCACGCAGCUGAGCUCUCUGAGACGCUUGCGGCUCGACUCCAACCGGCUGGUGUGCGACUGCGAGCUGGUGUGGUUGGCCGAGCUGCUGCGGGCGUUCGCCGGUUCCGGUGGCACGCUGGCAGCUGCCACCUGCGAACACCCGCGCCGGUUACAGGGACGGUCGGUGUCGAGCAUCACCGCGCAGGAGUUCCACUGCGAGAGCCCUCGCAUCACUUCGGAGCCGCACGAUGUGGACGUGACUCCGGGUAACACGGUGUACCUCCGGUGCCGCGCCGAGGGGAACCCCAAACCAGCCAUCAUCUGGCUCCACAAUAGCAAUGAAAUAGCGAUGGCGGAGGACGAGCGACGGAACCUUCUGCAGGACGGCACGCUGAUGAUCCGCGACACGCGACACACCGACCAGGGCACCUACCAGUGCAUGGCGCGGAACGUGGCCGGAGAGGUCAAGGCGCCGGAGGUGGUGCUGCGAUACUUCGACGUGCCAGCGCCGCCGACGUUCGUGAUCCAGCCGCACGACACGGAAGUGCUGGUGGGCGAGAGCGUGACGCUGGAGUGCAGCGCUGGGGGGCACCCGGCCCCCCGCGUCUCCUGGACGCGCGACGACUCGGAGCAGCUGCCGGCCGAUCCCCGCUUCUCCGUCACGGCCUCGGGGGGGCUGCACGUGGAGCGCGCGGGGCCCGGUGACGAGGGGCGCUACACGUGCCACGCGAGCAACAACCAGGACUCGAUCCGCGCCUCUGCCACCAUCCUGCUGAAGUCUGCUCCCCAGUUCAUCUUGGCUCCUGAGGACCAGGUGGUGACGGAAGGCCACACCGUGGACCUUCACUGCGAGGCCCAGGGCAGGCCCCUUCCCGUCAUCGCGUGGACCAAAGCGGGGAGCCAGCUCCCCAGCGACCGCCGGCUCACCGUGCUGUCGUCCGGAACGCUGCGCAUCGCCCGCGUGGCGCUGCACGACCAGGGCCAAUUCGAGUGCCAGGCGGUGAACGUGGUGGGCGUGCGACGGGCCGCGACACAGCUCACCGUGCUGCCCCGUGUGACGCCGGUGUUCAGCGUCACGCCCAGUGACAUCACCACCGACUCGGGGCGCGACGUGCGGAUUGCGUGCAGCGCGCAGGGGGAGCCCCAGCCCAGCCUCAUGUGGGCCAAGGACGGGGUGCAUAUAACGGAGAGCGGAAAGUUCCACGUGAGCGCCGAGGGCUACCUGGAGAUCCGGGACGCGGGGCCCGCGGACCAGGGCCGCUACGAGUGCAUCGCGCGCAACAGCAUCGGCCACGCGUCCACCAGCAUGCUGCUGUCCGUCACAGUGGCGGAGAGAAGCCGCAGCGGGGACAGCUUCGUGGAGCGCUCCGUCCAGCAGGCGAUCCACAGCGUGGACAGCGCCAUCAACUCAACGCGCCGCGCGCUCUUUGGCAGGCAGCCCCACAGCCCCAGCGACCUGCUGGCGCUCUUCCGCUACCCGCGCGACCCCUACACGGUGGAGCAGGCGCGCGCCGGGGAGAUCUUCGAGCGCACGCUGCAGCUCAUCCAGGAACACGUGGGCAACGGCCUCACGGUCGACGCCAACGGCACCACGCUGUACAGGUACAACGACCUGGUGUCGCCGCGCUACCUGAAUCUCAUCGCGAACCUGUCGGGCUGCACCGCGCACCGCCGCUCCGACAACUGCUCGGACAUCUGCUUCCACCAGAAGUACCGCACGCACGACGGCACCUGCAACAACCUGCAGCACCCAAUGUGGGGCGCGUCGCUCACGCCCUUCGAGCGCCUCCUCAAGCCCGUGUACGAGAACGGCCUCAACCGGCCGCGCGGCUUCACGCCCGAGGCGCCCGUCAACGGCUUCCCGCUGCCGCAGCCUCGCCUCGUGUCCACCGCCAUGAUCGGCACGGAGAGCGUCACGCCGGACGAUCGCUACACGCACAUCCUCAUGCAGUGGGGGCAGUUCCUGGACCACGACCUCGACCUGACGGUGGCUGCGCUCAGCCAGUCGCGCUUCUCCGACGGGCGGCCCUGCGGCGCCGUCUGCACCAACGACCCGCCGUGCUUCCCCAUCGCGAUCCCGCCCGACGACCGCAGGGCGCGCGACGCGCGCUGCAUGUUCUUCGCGCGCUCCAGCCCCGUGUGCGGCAGUGGCAUGACCUCGCUGCUCAUGAACUCCGUGCACCCGCGCGAGCAGAUCAACCAGCUGACCUCGUACAUCGACGCUUCCAACGUGUACGGGAGCUCGGAGCGCGAGUCGCGCGACUUGCGCGACCUGGCCGGCCGUCGCGGCUCGCUGAGGCGGGGCCUCGUGCAGCGCUCGGGCAAGGCGCUGCUGCCCUUCGCCACGGGCCCGCCCACCGAGUGCAUGCGGGACGAGAACGAGAGCCCCGUGCCGUGCUUCCUGGCGGGCGACCAGCGCUCCAACGAGCAGCUGGGCCUCACGGCCAUGCACACGCUGUGGUUCCGCGAGCACAACCGCGUCGCCGCCGAGCUGCUGCGGCUCAACCCGCACUGGGACGGCGACGCCGUCUACCACGAGGCGCGCAAGGUCGUGGGCGCGCUCGUGCAGCACGUCACCUACGCCCACUGGCUGCCCAAGAUCCUGGGCGAGGUCGGCACGAAGCGCCUCGGCGACUACCGGGGCUACGACCCCAACGUCAACGUGGGCAUCUUCAACGCCUUCGCCACGGCCGCCUUCCGCUUCGGCCACACGCUCAUCAACCCCGUGCUCUACCGCCUCGACGACUCCUUCCAGCCCAUCCCCCAGGGGAACCUGCCCCUCCACAGGGCGUUCUUCUCGCCGUACCGCAUCGUCAACGAGGGCGGCAUCGACCCCCUGCUGCGCGGGAUGUUUGCCGUCCCCGGCAAGAUGAGGGUCCCGUCCGAGCUGCUCAACACGGAGCUGACGGAGCGGUUGUUCUUCAUGGCUCACACCGUCGCGCUGGACCUGGCGGCCACCAACAUCCAACGUGGCCGGGACCACGGCAUCCCGCCCUACAACGACUACAGGGUCUUCUGCAACCUCACGUCGGCCCGCGACUUCGAGGACUUGCGCAACGAGAUCCGGAACCCGCACAUACGGGAAAAGCUACGGAGGCUCUACGGGACGCCUCAGAAUAUCGACCUCUUCCCCGCGCUCAUGGUGGAGGAGCUCGUCCCCGGCACGCGCUUGGGCCCCACGCUGCUGUGCCUGCUCCUCACGCAGUUCCAGCGCCUGCGCGACGGCGACCGGUUCUGGUACGAGAACCCCGGCGUGUUCACGCCGGCGCAGCUGACGCAGCUGCGGCAGGCGUCGCUGGCGCGCGUGCUGUGCGACAACGGCGACAGCAUCGAGCGUGUGCAGCGCGACGUCUUCGCCGUCGCCGAGUUCCCGCACGGCUACGUGGGCUGCCAGGACAUCCCCCGCGUCGACCUGCGCCUCUGGCAGGACUGCUGCGAAGACUGCAGGAGCCGUGGCCAGUUCCACUCGCUGGGGUUCCACCAGCGGGGCAAACGCAGCGCCCACUUCAGCUUCCCCGGAGAGGGCCCGGAGAGAGACACGCGGCAGGGCAAGCACCAGCCCGCCAGUGCCCACAACCACAGCUCAAACUUGACUUCAGCCAAUGCUAUCCCGAGGCAUCAGGACAUCGACCAGAUUGAUUUCCGCUCGUUUGUGGACGACAUGCAAAGGACCAUCAGGACGCUACGUCAGCAGAUCCGCCAGCUGGAGGGGAGUGUGCAGAGCGACGGCUGCGUCGAUGCCGAGGGGGUGGUCCGCUCACAGGACGACGAGUGGAGAAAGGACGACUGCACCGCCUGCCACUGCAAGGGAGGCCAGGUGACGUGCUUCGUGGAGACGUGCCCCCCCCCACACGCGCGCUGCACCAGGCCCGUCACGAGCGAGGGGCGGUGCUGCGCGUCUUGCGACGGGGACCCGGCGAGGGCUCCGUGAUCGGAGCGAUGCCGGCCGCGAAGGAGGAGUGUUCCAAAUCGGCCGCGUUUCUGUUCAGCGGAAGGAAAUUUACCCUUCUUUGGCAAUCGCACGCAAGCACUGUACCUUUUUUUAUUUUAUUUUAUGUAGUAGUAAAAUAAUAAUAAUGUUUUGGAAAUGUGAAGUCUGGGAAGUAACGGACCACUCUGCCUUUUGAAGACGUUUUACAUUUCAACAUCAGACACGAUCUCCAGCACGGCUGUUGUUAAUCCCAAAUAGCUAAGGUUUCGGAUUCUGUGGCGAUGCCUUCGUCGUUCUGAUGCCGAUUGAUUUCCUGCCUGUCUGUGCCAUGCACUAGCAUUCCCGGGAGGGGAGGGCUUGCCCGCCGCCCUCUGCCUCCGUGGGCGUGUGUACUUUUCAACAACAACUACAAACAACAGCGCCACACUUUAUUUUCUCCUGUAUUAUACAAAUAUACGCGAUUUUACAAGUAGCUUAUUACAGUAAGGGAAAAAAAUAUUUGAUCCCCUGCUGAUUUUGUACGUUUGCCCACUGACAAAGAAAUUAUCAGUCUAUAAUUUUAAUGGUAGGUUUAUUUGAACAGUGAGAGACAGAAUAA
Molecule: messenger RNA, 5111 nt
Organism: Petromyzon marinus (sea lamprey)
Lineage: Eukaryota; Metazoa; Chordata; Hyperoartia; Petromyzontiformes; Petromyzontidae
Gene: PXDN
Product: peroxidasin
Biological process (GO): response to oxidative stress
Molecular function (GO): heme binding; peroxidase activity; protein binding
Source: RefSeq, a predicted model, not a curated record